This is a messenger RNA of Python bivittatus (Burmese python), 2705 nucleotides long. RefSeq names its product Bardet-Biedl syndrome 12 (gene BBS12). Gene Ontology annotation, biological process: photoreceptor cell maintenance; chaperone-mediated protein complex assembly. Lineage: Eukaryota; Metazoa; Chordata; Lepidosauria; Squamata; Pythonidae. The record is from RefSeq and is a predicted model, not a curated record. Gene Ontology annotation, molecular function: ATP binding.
GACGGCGCGCCUCCUUCCCAAAGAGAGGCAAGGUUAGCGCCCGUAUGGAAGGAGGGCUAGCGGUUUCUCAGGCUCAAGCCGCGGAUCCUGCCUCUCAGAAGGGAACUAAAGCUGAGCAGCUAUCCUGGGAACAUGGCUUUCAGAAACAUGAACAGAAAGAGACAUAUUGGACUGCAAGAACUUUCAGCUUUGGCUUCUACUGGACGGACACUUUUAGGACCCAUGAAAUUGUCCAAAUUUAUAGUUGAUGAAAGUAUUCCUGGUGGUGUGUUGAUUUACUCUCCAUUGAGACUUCUUGAAAAUUUGGAUUUAAGCAGUGCUGUGGGGCAGCUUCUUAAUGAAGCCAUCCAAGCACAGAACAAAGAUUAUAAGACAGGGAUGACCACUCUGCUGUUCCUUGUUAGCACAUGGAGCAAUGCUAUACUUGAGUGCCUUCAACAUGAUGUCCCACUUUCAGUCAUGGUAGCUGUAAUGUCUGAAGGUCUGAACUCUUGCAUUGAACAAGUGCAGUGUAUUACAUUAUCAUUACACAACAUACAGCAAAAGCUAAUGGAGAUUCCUAUAGAGUGUAGUGACAGGAGCCUUAUCAACAACAGGUCUGACCCCUCUAGUAUCUGGCAGUUUACAGACAUUAAAAAAACAGUUAGCAAGUCUGACUCUGGUAUUUUAAAUCUGCUCAAAAAUGAACUAUCAGAAGAAAAAUUAGAAGAUCAUACCAUCCAGCAAGCAAAUGAUAUGAAUCCAGGGACACCCACCAUCAACAGCACGACAUGUUUACUAUCUGAGUCAAUGAACACCAAUUUUGUUGUCAGUGUUUGCAAGAGAAUGAUUCAGAAAAACUCUGAUUUGCAUAAUUAUAAUGUGGAUGCAUUGACCUAUAACAGAAGAUCAAAAGUAACCCAUAGUAGAUACUUUAGCAAUGUAAAUAACUGUCAUUCAACACAACAAACAAUUCAGCUAGAUGGAUGCCCAAAACAUUUUGACAGGCUCAGUGAUUUGGAACAACUAGCAUUAUCUCUUAGCCAUGGAAAUGAAUCUGCCAUGAAACUGGUUCAGGACAUUCUCAGAUGCCAGCUUGCAGGUGCCAGUCAACAAACUGAUACCUGUCCUUUCCAAUUUAAUAUUUCAGAAAUUGUGACAUGCUGUUUAUCAGGUAUAUCUGAAAGUCAUUCGUGUGUUCAUCCUGGCUAUAUCACGUUAGUAUGUCCAGCAAAAGCCGCUGCUGUGAAGCAACUUCAGGAUAUGCCUGUUCGUGUUAUUCUUGCAGAUGGUGACCUAACUGAAACCUAUCACCAUUUAGGGUUCAACAGGUUAGAGAAUAUGAGCAUGUUUUCAGAAAGUCUGUCUCAUUCAAAGGCCAGCUCAAAUUUAUGGGUUGAUUUUAUAAUGGACAUUCUAAUUCAGUCUAAUAUUAAUUUAAUUUUGGUACAAGGUGACACCUGUAAAAUUCUAGAAGAAAAAUGCCUCCUGCAUAAAAUAGUGAUAAUUAAUCAUGUAGAUCAUAAUGUAUUGAAGGCUUUUAGUAAUAUUACCAGAGCUGAGAGAGUGACUUACAUCAGUCAAGUGAAUGAACAUUGUAUUGGCAAAGGCAUAUGCAUGAGUCUCUGUGGAACUCUGGAAUUAAAUUUGGUGGAGGUUGAUGGCCAAAUCCCACUUGCUUUAACAGCAGAAGGACUUCGGUUGGUAACAGUUGUGCUCUGUUGCCCAUUUAUGUCAAAGAUGCAGGCCAUGGAAGAUCAGUUUUGGACCUGUGUGUAUCGUCUGCAUCAUGCACUUCUCGAUCAAGCUGUUUUUCCAGGAGGUGGUGCAGUUGAGCUCCUAUGUCUCAGUUUUCUUGAAAAACUGGAAAAAGCAAUCCCAAACUCUACAGGUCAGUUUCAUUCUGCCUCUUCCUGGUUUGCAAAAUCUUCAGAACAAUAUAAAUCAUUGGUACUUAAUGCUUUGGCACGUGGUUGGCGCCAGUACCUUUUUGCUGUCAUGGGUAAUGCAGCAAACUAUAGAUCAGAGUUUGAAACCAGCACUGUCAUACAACGGCAUCUCAGAAGAGCGGCCAUGUAUGGUUCACCAUCAGCCUAUAUCCUGGAGGAAUUUAAGAAGGGGAAGAUAGGAGGAAGCCCUGAACAUGCUCGCAUAGAUGGAAGGGCUUUAAAAGUGUGUGACAAUGUGACUGCCAAGAUAGAAGCUUGGCGCAGAGCUCUAGAAUUGGUGCUCUUGGUCCUUCAGACGGAUGCUGAAAUCAUCGUAGGCCCAAAGAGGGAUGAACUGUUGAAAUCACAGGACUCAUGCGGCUUCUUGUUUUUAUAGGACACUGUGUUGCUGGUAAGGUUAUAUUUUUUGAAUGUUACCAGUAUUUGUGGGCAAAGUCAGAAGCAAAAAUGUCUCUGAGAAUACAGUCCAGAAUUACUGAACUUUUGUUUUAUAAAUCAGAGUUCACCCUCAGGGAAUGAGUUCAGUCCCUGAAAGACUCAUUUCCAUUAACUGAAAUUAUAACUCUGCUUUCCUUAAUUGGCAGUGAAGUAAUCCUAUGAAAAUUGAAUUGGAGCUGUUUCCACUCUUCAGAGUGGGACUUAAACCCAUUUUAAUUCUAUGAAAAUGUUGUCUUUCAUCAAACAAAUAUUAAAAGGCUCAACACUACAGAAAAAGUAAGGUAUUUUUAAAAACAGUGUUUGUAUCGAGAUGUUUAUUAAAUUUGUUUAAAGAAAUGC